Molecule: messenger RNA, 1650 nt
Organism: Closterium sp. NIES-65
Lineage: Eukaryota; Viridiplantae; Streptophyta; Zygnematophyceae; Desmidiales; Closteriaceae
Source: the annotation of a GenBank genome assembly
AUGGAGUCUCCGCCGUCCCCGCCGUCCCCAUCCGACGCCCUUCUUCUCCGCCAGGGCGGUAAACCUCUUCCGCCCGCCUCUCAAUGCUUCCCCUGGCGCCCCCACCAUUUCUCCGCGCGCCUCACUCCGCACGGUGCUUCCUCUCCUGGCGGAAGUUCCGCCGUCCCCCACGCGCGCGGAAACACACCUACGUUGGAGGCGUGCCGAACGCAGCAGGCGAGUCAAGGCAGCACGGAUACGCGGGCUUUGGUUAGUGGCGCUGGGAAAGGGCGCGAGGAGGCGGGAGGCGCGGAUAACCCGGAAGCGCAAGCCCGCGCAGUACAGGCGGAGGGGAUGAGCGGAAAACCGGAGGAUUUAGCGCAGCGUGCGCGGCUUGCGGAGGCGCAGGUGGACAUGGCGGAGUUACAGGCGCAGGUGGUAUGCGCGGAGCUGCAGUGGAUACGGAGCGCCGUGGAGAGGCAAGAGGCGGGAGUAGCCGCCGUGCUGGCGGAACUGGCGGGGCUGCGCCAGCGCGUGCACCGCGCGCGAAGGUGCGCGGAGGGGGGAGAUGGCGGGGACGGGGCGCAGGAGUCUGGGGAAGGGAAGAUGCGCGAGGUGCAGCAGGUUGAAGCUGCUGUAGCGUCUGCGGAGGCGCGGCUAUGGCGGGUGGAGGCGGCUGCUGCUGAUGCGCGCGCCUCACUCAUUGCCCUGGGCGGCGAAGCGGGGGGAUUGGGGGGAUUGGGGGGAUUGGCGGGAAUUGGGGCCGGGGAAGGCGGCAAUGUAGGUGGAUUGUGUGGUGAGUGCUGGUGCGAGAGUGGGCUGGGUAACCGUCCAGUGGAAGGCGGGAUUGGGGUUGGAUGUGGUGGGGAGGUGUGUGGGAGGAUGAGAGGGUGUGCGGUGCUUGAGGGGUACGGUGUGGGGGAGGUGGGUUUGAGCGCAGCAGAAUUUGCUCUGGAGCUACAGAGACGGUUAGAGGAAGUGCAGAAAGAACUGGUAGCUAAGGGGCAGGGGCACAGAGUGGUGCAGGAAAAGGAGAGGCGUGGAGUGGUGGAGGGGCCAGCAGGGGGAGUCGAGGGAGCUGGGGUUUCGCCCUCAGUGGAAGGAAAAGGGGAGCAGCCAAUGGUGGAGGGAACAGAGCGGGUGAAAGGGGCCGGGCAGGCGAGUGGUGGGGUUGAAACAGAUGGAUUUUCAGUUUGUGAAAAGGCUUGUGAGAAAGGGACAAAAGAGAGUAAUUGUGAAUUGUUGGUUGGGAAACAGUCAAGGUUGGAAGUCACUGGGCGGGACGGAGAGGUGAUGAAGCCAGAGGGAGAGGCAUUAUCAGGUGCCGGUGAAUUGAGGUUUUGGGAUAGAAUAAGCGGGGAGAGCAAGCUGCUUUCGGGUGGGGGAGGGAAUGGAGGUGUUCAGGGAGCUGCUGCUGAUUUCGGUGGUGGGAAGGAUAUCCACGUGAACAUUGGCCUCACAAGCUCAGCAACAAUAUUGGCAUCACAAGCACGAGUCAACUCAACGCAAAUGCACCAGAACCAGUUGUUUGGGAGUAAAGCACGCCAGUGGCAGCCGGUGUCAAGAACAGAGGACCAAGAAGAGGCCAAGAUUCUUCGGGAUGCAAUGGAGUAUCUUAAAAAGGAAGUAGAACGGGCACAGAAAGCAGCACCACCAUUGGGUGCAAUAUGA